AGAAUACUCGUUUUCCCAUGUGCAAUAUUUGAUGGCCGCUAUCAUCUCACCAGAACCUCCCAAGACGGCCCCUACACUGGUCAUCAACGGCAAAACCUUCACUGAUGUCAGUGCGGGCAACACCGUUGUUCUUGAAGCAGGCACAGAACACAGUGUGGCGUGUCACGUCGAUGGGAGAUUCCCGGAAAUCUCUGCCUCAGACAUCUCUCUACAGUGUGGGGGUCGGGACGUGACUGAUGGAAAGAUUGUCCCCUCCUUGUUGUCGGUCUGUUUCAACGAGACCAGCUGUAGUUGUCGGGCAGAACAUCUUAGUGGGUGCUACGACUUGACGACGGAAGUCAUAGUGUCUCUAACAGACGGAGGUACAAACGGCCAGAAGCUGGGACAACAAAGCGAUAUUCACGUGACCAUAGCAGUAGCAGUUGGGGCAGUCGUGGCAACGUUUGUCCUGGGUUUUAUUACUGCAGUGGCUGUGUACUGUGUGUUGUCUAGGAAAGGUAAGGAAUUUGUCAGUAAGAGGAAUAUGAGAAGUUUUAUGUUUAAAGUCAUCUCUUUUCUGUAUCCCAUGCCCUGAAACGUUAAAAAAAUAGUUCAGGAUUUCUGUAGUUGAAUAGGACAUCUUAGUCUCCAUACAGAUAGAGAAACUUAUCUGUUGUGUACAAUGCUGUCUAAGCAGGGUUUGAGUCCCAAAUGUACGUGAUUGUCACUUUGGAUGUUUUUGUGUAAAUGCGCUGUCUGUUGCCAUGACAACAAGACUCAAAAUCAUCAACACCAUAUUCAUCCCAACACUCACCUAUCAAUGCCAAACAUGGACUACGAACAGGAAAUUAGAGGAAAG
Aplysia californica (California sea hare) is the source of this 838-nucleotide messenger RNA. RefSeq lists its product as uncharacterized. The transcript is spliced from 2 exons. The record is from RefSeq and is a predicted model, not a curated record. NCBI's taxonomy places the organism in Eukaryota, Metazoa, Mollusca, Gastropoda, Aplysiida, Aplysiidae. The coding region runs from base 32 to 574 and encodes 180 amino acids.